CUCAUCACUCAUCACAAUCAGCCUAACAUCUUUCGAUUUCUCCGUGGAAACGACGGAUUAUUGUAAGAGAGAAGCUUGUGCAUCACGUUUUCCUACGAUGGAUCGUGACUCGCGUUCGUAUUCCUGCGGAGGCUGCGAGAGGACCGAGGGUCGAGCUAUGCCGAUGGAGUAACAAGUGAGCGGCGUUGCCAUGACGACAGAGACUCACACUGUGGCGAUGACAGACCCACAGUUGUCGAACAACAACAACAACAAUAACAACAACAAUAACAACAACAACGAUGGCGAGCCAAAGUACCUGCACAAGAAGUUCAAGAAGAUGGCGACGACCGAGGUUGCACCGAAAUUGGAGCCAAAGAAGGAUACGACGAUCAACGACGGCUCUCCAGAGACCCUCAGGAAGAAGGAUUCUCCCAAAGAGUCGCGGGAGUCGGUCAAAGAUACGAUCAAGGUCGAAACGUCCCUGGAACCAUCGGAUGGAGAACCAACGGAGUCUAGGAAGAGUGGCUACGUGUGUCCUUAUUGCAGACUCUCGUGCGCAAAGCCGAGCGUCCUGCAAAAACACAUCAGAGCGCACACCAAUGAGAGACCGUAUCCAUGCGUGCCUUGCGGUUUCGCCUUCAAAACCAAGUCGAACCUCUACAAACAUUGCAGAUCCCGUGCUCAUGCCUUAAAGAUGGAGGGUGGUGAUGCCAGUAAGGUGUCAGAGGACUCGGAUAUAAGCCUGUCCGACAGCGCAAGUAACGGUACUGGCACACCACCGCCUCCGCCAUCGUCGACACCCACAACAAUCGUGCCCAAUGUGAAAACCAUUAGAACAGGAAAAAUCUACAAGCCAAAAUUUCACACGGCACUGCAAUGCGUCAACAACGACGCGGAAACGUCUUCCCUUUCUUCCACAUCUUCCAGUAACAGUUCUUCCUCAACGGCUUCUAUCGCUGCUUCGAAACCUAAUCCAGAGCAAGUACAGGAGCAUAUUGAUAAAAUUAUCACCGACAACCAAGCGAUCGUCGACGCGGUGGACCCACGUCUUCACAAGCUAAUGCAUAGGCAACAGAGUCUCAUCGAGACGAAGCAAUGCGAUCAGCCGUUGAACCUUUCUUCCGCCGAGGAAUCCGCCUCGAGAAAACGGAACUCAUACUCGAGCAUGGAUAAUCUCGACGCUCAUCGUAGAUACUAUUGUAAGGAAAACACGAUUCCCCACAGAGAGUGCCAACUGGAAAUGGAGAAACGAGAGUCCGAUUUCGAAUCAAAGUCUUCCGAUUAUUACAAUACGUUGCAGCCAUUACCUUCCCCCGGGCCACUUUUAGGUAACACGCGACUCGUCGACGCGUACGCGCCACCCGCGAAAAAACAGAGAUCGGAGUCCGUGCCCACUGGCUUGCGAUCCCUCGAAGAGAUCAACAAGUAUCCUCGACCGAACUCGUUGCAGAUGUUCGGCGGCGAGGUCAGGAUACUGGAUAACACCGGAGAGACAAAAACUAUGAGGAUCGAGCCAAGACAAACAAACUCUCCGACCAGCGAGCACAUCGUGAAUAGUAAGUGCGUUACUUCAGAGACUGCUUCAAUCGUAGUCAGAUCAGGCCUCCACUCAGGAGGAACCAUGGUGCAUAAACCGCCCGGCACGCCAACCAGCAUACCGAACUCUUCCAUAUCUUUGCCGAACACGCCGCAGAUGUUGGCACCGAUCAUACCAAACAUAUCAACUCCGAGCAUAGCCCCCAGUAUGUCGUGCUACAAUUACUUGGAGCCCCACUUAAAUCCCCUGACCAGCAUCACUGCCUACAACCCAUUGACUUUACCCCAGGCAGGAAUGACCAGUAUCCUUCACGGCGGUAAAGUCAUUCCUUAUGUUCCUGGCAUGCCUGGACCACACACUCUGACAUCAGCCACAGACAUAUCCGCGAGUAUAGCGACCGGCAACGCCGGAUACAAAGUGAUCCCAGGUCUACCUGGUCUCCACAUGAUCCCCCAGCCCUUAGACCUCGCCAGUCCGGUGAAAGCACAAACACCAAGCGUACCUGGAAUCCCAGGGCCGAUGACUAGUGGAAAUAUCUCGAUGGUGGGUCAACCGCUGGACCUCGUUAGCCCAGCAAAGGACUCGAAACUCGGCUUCAAAACACCCGGUGGCGACGUCUCGAAGCCUGGAUCAACAAGCCCAAAAGUUCCUAGCGUUAACAAUGAGACCACUUCGACCGAGAAAUAUCGAAGGUUCUUGAGGCCAACGUCUCUUCCAUUGAAACCGGAUACCUUCACACCGAAGAAACAUCACGGGAUCACUCCAACGGCGAACACGCUUCCUCUGAUAAGUCCAGAAACGCCGCGUCCGAAGAAAUCGUACGGACAGCUUUAUUUGAACGGACACGCUUAUACAUAUCUAGGCUUGAAGUGCUCCACAAGAGUGUUUUAUUGCACUCUGAACAGACCACAGCCUAUGUACGUCACCCAACAACAUGGUUUGUCCAUGUACUCGAAUUGGAAGAUAUGCAAAGAAUCACCACCUGACGUUGACAUGGCGCAUUAUGACUCGAGGCAUAGGCCGCUUAAUUAUACCACCGCCUGGAAGAAGCAGGAGGCCAUUCUGACACAUUCCUCGCAAAGGCCGACCACUCCGACGAAUAUGGAUAACGGUUUAGACGAUGACAUGCAAGAGAAAACCAAAAGGGUCAAGAUAUUCGACGGUGGCUUCGAGAGCAACGAGGAUUAUACGUACAUUAGGGGCAGAGGUCGAGGUCGAUAUGUUUGCGAAGAAUGUGGCAUUCGGUGUAAAAAACCAUCCAUGUUGAAGAAACAUAUCAGAACGCACACAGAUGUAAGACCAUACACAUGCGAACACUGUGCUUUUAGUUUUAAAACCAAGGGCAACCUCACGAAGCACAUGAAAUCAAAAGCUCAUUAUAAAAAGUGCGUGGAAUUGGGCAUCGUUCCCGUCCCCACCGCCGUCUGCGACGACAACAUCGACAAAGAAGCUAUUGCUCGGCUAGCGGCGGGCGGUAAUACCGAGGAAUCUUCGGAAGAAGAGGAAGAGAGCGACGGUGAUGAGAGCGAAGAGUCUGGAAGCGAGGAGCAAGAGGCUGCGCAGAGUUUGCUGAGUCUCUCGCAACGGAACACAAACAGGCUUCCAGGACUGCUGCCUUCCGGUAGGCCAACAACUUACCCGUACACCUUAACCUUUCCGACAACCUCAGCACCCACAAGCGUGUCCAUUACCGUGAGCAACGCUCCCUUGGCCGGGCAAGGUGGCAGCACGCAAGGAACAACUGUAGUUCGGAACGAGUUACCCUAUCGCUACUACUUUCCGUCGAGUCGCACCGCUCCGGUAGAAUCGAGGACAACUGUGAUUCAAUCGUCAAAAAAGGAAAACUCGGACCUGGAUGUGGAAGAGGUCGACACAGACUCGCGGAACAGCCUCUCCCAGCCGAUGGAUCUGACGACGAAACCGACUUUGCAACCGCUGCCUUGCCCCAUUCCUCAGAGGGCGAUGCCUGCGGACAUUCUGACCCCCGUCUCGGAGCCCAUCCUACUGCAGACGAUCGUCCAAACGAUGGAAAGAUUACCGAUACAAGGGAGGGAAUGGAAACCGAACGCCGAGGGGCACAUGCUGCAAGCGUAUCUGACGGAGAGACACGUUAUGGACAGUAAAAUUAAGCAACAAUAUAGGGUCGGGAACACGAAGCUGGAGAAACAGCCGAAAGAAAGAGACUUCUAUGUGAGGCAGCUUUCGCCGAAACCAAGGAGCAUGCAAUCGAAUAAUGUCUCCACAUUGACUUACACCGCCUCUAGCAAGAUGCAGCAGACCGUCGUGGAUUCGAAAAUCAAGCACGUAUCGAAGCACACCACGGAUGAAAUUAAAAUGGAGAUCAGAGAGAAAAUUUAUCAGAAUAACGUAGAGCGACGAUCUUUCGACAUAGAGUCGAUCCACAAGGACAACGAACAGGGAAACCGAGAGAUCACCGAAAGGGACCACUUCGAGCAUGAUGCAAUGAAUUCUGUCAACUCGAAGCUAAGCAUAGAGUAUGCUGUUGUACCCACGAGUAACAACUGCACGGAAAGAGCAGGUUAUUCUGUAGAAUCGCCUAGCACAAAUACGCCGCAGAACAUGGACUGUCACUCUCCGAAACCGUUUAGCUUCGACGCUAACAAUCGGCAGCUGUCGAUUCCACACAUAAACAACGAAAUCGACAGGAGUUCGGUGUUCAGUUCGAUGAAAACGAUGAACGAAUUGGAUAGACAAGAGAUCAGACCGAGCAGUCACGAAAUUCGAACCGUGUCGACAGAUCUGCGAAUGCAGAAUCAGAGUCCACGGAAUUUGGACAUCAGGCCGCCCAGCCGAGAAAUGCGACCGCCGAGCCAGGACUAUAGAGGACAGAUGCAGGAAUUACGGCCUCCCACUCAAGAGUACAAGUUGUGCAGACAAGAACUGAUACCUCCUAGUCGAGAAUUCAAAUCUCUGAGCCACGAUCUACGAUCGAAUCAGGAACUAACCCCCUUGAACAAUAAGGAAAUGCGCCAAGUCAACGUAGACAACAGACCUCCGAGCAGAGAUAUGAUUUUGAUGUCCGAUUAUAGGCAUGCUCAGACCCAAGAGCCGAGAGUGAAUUUUGAAAUGAUGCCGUUAACGUUGCACGAAGCGUCCAAAAUGCAAGAAGCCACGAGAUCGCAGAACGUGGACAUGAGAAGCAUAGAUCGCGUGGAGAUGAAACACACGGAACUGACGAAACAGACCAUAGCGGAGAGCAUUAAACAUACUGUGGCUAGGAAAAUGGUUGUCGGAGGCCCGGGCUUCAGGUCACCUUCGCCUACCGCGGGAAAUACAAAACCACAAGCUGAGUUCUUGCAGCCUUCUAGCGGACCUGCGCCCAAUUAUGUCAGUUACAGUGUGACUGAAGAUGGAAGAAGCGUCUGCGGCAUUUGUAACAAGGUGUUCAGCAAACCUAGUCAGUUACGGUUGCAUAUCAACAUUCAUUAUUUCGAGAGACCAUUCAGAUGCGAAAGUUGUGCUGUUUCUUUCCGAACCAAGGGUCAUUUGACAAAACAUGAAAGAUCUGUUUCGCACCACAAUAAGGUCAGUAUGACUUCAACUUUCGGAGCUGCAACGACCAGCAAUCCUAGGCCAUUCAAAUGUACGGACUGUAAAAUAGCAUUCAGAAUACACGGACACUUGGCGAAACAUCUUCGCAGCAAGAUGCAUAUUAUGAAAUUAGAAUGUUUAGGUAAAUUACCGUUUGGAACGUAUGCGGAAAUGGAAAGGUCUGGUGUCAAUUUGAAUGACAUUGAUACUACCGACUGUGAUAAUAGUCUUACUAGUCUUCAGAUACUGGCUCAAAGACUUUGCGAGAAAGAUCCUAGUAAAAUAGGUCACUGGGAUUCUGAAACGAUUCCGAGUCAAGGUAUUAGCGGCGGCGAAACUUCCUCGGACGAAGGUGAACCUAUACUACAACAACAUGCAAUGCAGCCAUGCCCCGUAAAAGUGACUACAGACGCAGACAUGUCUCGACCAUAUCAUGUGCCAAUCACCAACGAAGAUCCAAAGUCUGAUGUUUUCCUUGAGAAUCCUCAAUUCAAUCAGCAGGGACGCGAAUAUAUUGCAAAAGAUAGGCUAAAUGAGUCUACACUUCCAAUGGAGGACGCAAUGCUGGAUAAAAGCAUACAAUUAUACAAGUGCCAAAUUUGCACAGCGUCUACGCGUACCAUGAACGAAUUUCAAGUACAUUGUUUUGUUGAACAUAAUAUUGAAUCGGAUUCUAGUACAAAUAUACUAGGGGAUAGGGGUGUGAACAAAUGUAUGGAGAAAGAAAAUACUCAGAAAAAAAUUACAGAAGAAUUUAUAGUUAAGGAUGAUCACAGUAAACAAAAAACUGAAGACACGUAG
Dufourea novaeangliae is the source of this 5872-nucleotide messenger RNA. RefSeq lists its product as uncharacterized. Bases 191 to 5872 code for a protein of 1893 amino acids. Lineage: Eukaryota; Metazoa; Arthropoda; Insecta; Hymenoptera; Halictidae. The record is from RefSeq and is a predicted model, not a curated record. The transcript is spliced from 10 exons. Gene Ontology annotation, biological process: regulation of transcription by RNA polymerase II. Gene Ontology annotation, cellular component: nucleus. Gene Ontology annotation, molecular function: zinc ion binding; DNA-binding transcription factor activity, RNA polymerase II-specific; RNA polymerase II cis-regulatory region sequence-specific DNA binding.